GCGGGAAAUAGACAAGUACAUUGAUUUUCUCUUUUCAUCGCAUACUAUGGCCAUGUCGCACAGCUCUGGUGCUUCGUCGACGGCUGCCGCUUCCACUCCAGGCGCCGCUCAGGCUGGCACCAAGCCUGCUCAGGCUGGCCGGAAGAGCAGCGGCGCCGGGGUCGUGCAGAACGGGAGCACCGAAGGCUCCAAGCACAAGUCCGCCGACACGGCAGCUAUGUCAAGCUUGGCGUCGUUCAUGUCCCAGCCCUUCACGCGGCCUCCGGAAGCUCCUGUAUUUCGUCCAACCGAAGAGGAAUUUUCCGAUUGUCUUGCAUACAUUGCCUCGAUUCGAGAGGAAGCCGAAAAGUAUGGCAUCUGCAAAAUCAUUCCUCCAGCAAAUUGGAAACCUCCGUUCGCCAUCGACCUGGACAAGUUUGUUUUUCCAACGCGCAAGCAACAGCUGAACGAACUCGAUGGCACUUCGCGCGUGCGGCGCAACUUUUUGGCCAUGAUCACCAAGUAUUGGAGCUUGCAAGGGUCUCCUUUGCAGUCCAUGCCGAUGAUUGGAACGCAAAAGGUCGAUUUGUACACGCUUCGCAACAUUGUCAAGCGAUGGGGUGGGCUUCAAGCCGUGACUUAUGGUCGCCGAUGGGACGAACUGGCGACCGUCAUGGGCUUGGCCUCGGAAGGCCAACGCCCGACACCUGGAGAGUCUCUGCGGUCCGUCUACGAGGCCAUCGUCAACCCGUUUGACAUUUUCGACACGCACGUCCUCAAGAGUGGCAACAAACAGGCGAACGGAGCGUCGAACAAUAGCGGAGGCCGCAUGAGCGGUGGACGCAUGAGCGGCGGACGCAUGGGUGGCGGUCGGAUGAGCCACGAGUCCUCCACGGAGAGCUUGGAUUCUGCUGGCCGGAUUGAUGCGCUUCUUCGACAGGAAGGGUCUCUUGAAACGCCAGCGUCUCCCAAGCCUGCUCCACCAGUUCCGGCUGAGCACCCUCCGCCAGGCGAUGUGUGCGAAGUUUGCCUGCGACCCGACGAUGAGAGCAAAAUCAUUCUAUGCGACAGCUGCGACCAUGGUUAUCACGUAUAUUGCCUCCAUCCACCGUUGCCGCGCGUCCCAGACGGUGACUGGUAUUGUCCACUCUGCAUGAAGAAGCAAAUGGAGGAGACCAUACAGCCAUACGGCUUUGACCAAAACACACCCAUCUCGUUGGGCAAAUUCAAAGUGAUUGCCGACAAGUUUAAAAUCUCGCGCUUUGGCUCCCUUGACGUUCCGAGCGAGGUUGUCGAGCAAGAGUUUUGGAAGCUAGUGUCCGAUUUCGACCACUCUGUGACUGUUCAGUAUGGCUCAGAUCUUCACUCAAACAUUUACGGCUCUGGUUUCCCGCACAAGGAUCGGCCAGAGACGUGCAAAGGUGUCGAUCCGAGCUAUGUGCACUCUGGCUGGAACAUGAACAAUGUCGCCUUCCAGCAGCGUUCCCUUCUCGCUUAUUUUCAGAAUGCCAUCGUUGGGAUGAUGGUGCCGUGGUGUUACGUCGGCAUGUGUUUUAGCUCAUUUUGCUGGCAUUACGAGGAUCACUGGGCCUACUCGAUCAACUACAAUCAUUGGGGCGCACCCAAGACUUGGUACGGUAUCGCUGGCAGCGACGCGGAUCUUUUCGAGGAGACAAUGCGCGCUGCCGUCCCGGAGCUGUUCGACCAAAACCCAAAUCUCCUGUAUUCCCUUGUCACCUUGUUAUCGCCCUCCGUGUUGAUGAAGUGCGGUGUCCGUGUGUGCCGCACUGACCAGCAUGCUGGCGAGUUUGUCGUCACAUUCCCGGCCGCCUAUCACGCUGGUUUCAAUCACGGCUUGAACUUUGCCGAAGCCGUCAAUUUUCUCCUCGCCGACUGGAUUCCCAUGGGCGCUCGGUGUCUCGAGCGGUAUCGCCUCGAUCGCCACACUCCUGUUCUCGCGUUUGAAGAGCUCAUUUUUAAAGCAGCUCGAAGCGCCUCUCAGCUUGACGAGCAGACCGCCAUCCAAGUCCACAAUGCAUCCAAGCUCAUCUUCGAGAAGGAGAUUGAGCUGCGGCAGCAAAUUGAGCGCGACUAUCCCGGCAUCAAAACGGUCAAAGGAGUUUUAUUUGAGAAAAUUCCGGAUGACGACCGCACGUGCUUUGUCUGCAACGCAUUGUGCUUCAAUUCGUCGUUGCAAUGCGCUUGUGGUCUGCCCACCCGAAUGACAUGUCUGCAGCACGCCUCUGAGCUUUGUCGCAAGUGUGCAGCUUCGGAUCGAUCACUCAACAUCCGCUUCGAUCCGUCCGAGAUGGAUUCAGUGUUGAAUUUGCUCUUGUCUCAACUCGAGUACUAUCAGACAUGGGUGACCAGCACUCGCGAAUUGCUUGCUCGCACCAGCCAGCCAGACAACCAUCCCACGCUGGAGGAGCUGGAGCACCAGCUCACGUCUGCUGCGGGCAUGUCUCCCCAGCAUCCAGAGAUGCAGCAGUUGCAAGCUACGGUGUCCAAGGCCCGCCGACUUGUCAGCCAUCACCAACUCGUCCUGGCACCGCGACAGCGUACUUCCAGACGCGAAGCGCAGCCAGCGACCAAUCCGUCUCUGACCGGAUCGAUCGUUGUCACUUCCACGCCAUUGACCGCGUCGGCUCGCACGUCGCUCGUGUCUUCCAGCGAUUUGGCCAACUGGAAGACGGAUGUUGAGACCAUCGGCGUCCAACUGCAUUUUGACUCUAGUGCGAUGAACCAAGUUGUCCAAAACCACCUGGAUCGGCAGCAGAAAAUCUUGUCGAUUGCCUACGCGUCACUGCAGCUCUUGAAGCAGCCGGGCUCAACCUCGCCGCUCGAAACCGCCAUUGUCGAUCGCAUCAACAAGAUCAUUCCGGAUGGCCUCAACAAUGCAAAGCUGUUUGGAAGCUCGAGCAAUAACGACAUGCGGCGAUCCAAGCACGAGAUUCUGCUGACUGCGUCCAGUGUCCUUUGUCGUCGCUUUGAUGACACGUGUAUUGCAGAGUUUGAGUCCUUCCACCCGACAGUUGCCACGCUUCCCGCGGACGCUGCGGACGCUGCCUCUGAGAGCGAGGGAGGCUCCUUUUUGCCGUCGCUCGAUUUUGUGGUCGAUCACUUCCUGCCCGACCUGUAUGUGUUUUACACCUGGGCAAGCGACUUUCCUGUUGCCAUUGAUGAUAUCGUCCUUCUCGAGGAGGUGAUUGGCCUGGUUCAGUGGUUUGUCGACAUGCGCACCCUGCUCAUGAACUACAGCAUCCCGUACCCGGCGCUUUCUGCGUUACUGACAAAGGAUCCUCGCGCGGCUCGCAACCAGCGACUGCUCGAGACCAUUGAGACUCUUCUCAUCUCACCUGCAGCACGCCGUGUGUGUGAAGUCGCCGAAAGGUUGCGAGCGGAAUGUCGCCAGUUGUUGCCAGCGCUACCAGCGUCGCUCGUCCACGCAACCUCCACCGCCGCUGCCGCCGCCGUCGACACGGAUGCCGCGGCAACGCAGGGCCUCAAGCGCAGCGCAAGCGACAACAACGGUCCCGACGGCCUGUCCAGCAACGGGGAUGCGGUUGCGCGGCUGUCUGCCCCGCUGCAUUCGUACAACCAACUUCCAGCAAACACCAUCUUCCCCACCUCUGACGCGACAACCUCUAGUCCCGUUUCAGCGGGCCCUCUCUCCCGGACAUCCAAGCCGCACGUUGUCGAAGCCCGCCGUGAUUUGCUGCACGAGCAGCGCGCGCAACAGGAGGCGUACUACCAAGCCAAGCGGCAAGCUAAAAUGGAGGCGCUACGGGCAGAAGCCGUGGCCAACGGUACGCUCCCUGACCUAGCGGCCUUGCAACGCUGCGUUGAUCGCGUGGCGCGCCAUCGCCUGAAGCUGGAAGAGUCCGAGCAAUUGCAAGACUGCAUUCGCAAGGCUCGUGCCUGGACUACGGCGCAUACGAAUGCCACACGAGAUGCGUUCCACGCAGCUAUCAUUCCGGGCUUGGACUUUGGGUCGGAAGCGCAAAAGCAACUGGAAGAAACGUACCAGCUGACGACCCGAGCGCGAACCGCGCCGUCCAUCAUCAUUGCCCAGGAGCUCUUGUCGCGAGCAAACGACCUGUUUGUCGUGCUCCCUGGCCUUGAGUUCUGGGAGGGAAAGAUGGAGGCAUCGGCCAAUUGGCUGCGUCGCGUCGUCGAUGCGUUUGUCCGGCCUCCCGAAGCUGAAGCCGAGGCGUAUCGCCGCCGCCCUGUUUUCGAGGUUGCCAGCGAGCUGGCCGCCAUCAUGUGGUCGCCCGCUCGCUCGUUGCAAGAGGUGCUUGCACUCCGCGAGCGGAACGAGGUGGAAGACCGGACGGAGGUCUGCGUCUGCAAAACCCGCAUGCGCGGAAUCAUGUCUUGCUGUGAAGUGUGCAGCGAUUGGUUUCACAAUGCCUGCAUGGGAUUGCCAAUCAACAUGCAGUCGAACGUGCGGUUUUUGUGCCCCAAAUGCUGUCGUACAGCGCGGCCGUCGCUUUCGGUGGCCAUGUCGCUGUUGGACGAGUACAAGGCUAACAUUCCGUUGUACAUUCCGCUCGCAGACAUCAUCGGUCGAGAGAUUUUGCCCACGUUGAGGUGGCAAGAGCACGCCACAUCGCUGCUCUUUCGGCUUGGCGCUCGCGAUCUCGCAUCCGAGAACCAACUUGAUGAACUAGAGGCGCGACUGAUUGAGGGCGAUCUCCUCGAACUCACCACGCCCGAGUACUCGCAGAUUAUUCUGGUUGCGCACCAGGUGGAGCUUGCGCUUUCGCAGGAGCGCUUUGUCGAUUUUUCAGCCGUUCCGCACGUCCCCGAAGCCGCCGUGGUUGCCAAGCCGAGCAAGCGUCCGCUUUCGGAUCCAGAGGAGCCACCCCGCCCUUCCAGUACUAUCAAGCGAUCGCGCGCGGAGGUUGUUGCCAGCGCGUCGGAGCGUGUCCCUGCGAUCGUUCCUGUGGCAAAUGAAACCAUCCCUGACUUUGAAGAACGCCCCGUCAGCGAGACCGAAAUGGAAGUGGAGAGCGAUGGCGAUCCCAACGAAGCUCAGGACCCGCACGAAGCUCAGGCCAGCACUCCGCCUCAUCAGGCUGAGGAUCUUUUGGAAGAAAUGCGGAAGGCUGCACCAGAGCUUGAUGACAAUGAGCUCCGCCGCAUUGCAAACACAGUGAAAAGAAAUCGUGGACGUCCACGAAAAUUCCCAGCAACACCCGAAAGCGCGCGCAGGUACCUCAUCCGCAAAGCUCGGCUCCAAGGUGCGCAGGUGCGCGAGCUUGCUAAUCGCGAAACUUGGCGCCAGGAGCGGAUUGCCUUGGCCCUCCGUCACAAGAUGGUCAACGAACAGGCCGGCGUGCUUCCAACGCAAGAUGGCAUCCAGACGUACUCGACCCGAAACCCUGCCCGGCUGACCAAGCAGUACUGCAUUUGCCGCAAGCCCGAGUCGGGCUACAUGAUUCGCUGCAUCCAUUGCGAAGAGUGGUUUCACGGCAAGUGCAUUGGGCUCGAUUUGCGCAACUCGGCAAACAUCAACAGUUAUGUUUGCGACGAGUGUUCGCGCAAAGCGUCGCCACAAAUGCGCUCUUUUGAGACCAUCUCAGAGGCCCAGAAACUCAAACUCAAAGACUCGAGGCCAGCCACACCCGCUGCUGCAAACAGCCCCGUGCCCGGCUCAACGGAGCCUGUGCUCCCUGCUAUUCGGUUUAUUCCGAGUCCCAAAAAGCAAGAGCUGGCCCAGUCGUCCUCCACAACCCCGCAGCAGCAUCCGCCGCGACCACCACCACCACCGCAACCCCAGGCGCAGCCCGUGGCUCUCCCAGCAGCUUCGCAACACCGACCGACUGCCGCUCAAGCAGCCCAGCAGCACCCGCCAACACAUCCAUCUCAGCGGCCGCCACAUCCAUCCCCAGCAUCGCAACCAAUGCCAUAUCCGCCACCCCCUCCGAUGCCCAUGGUUCCGCCAAUGCCCGUACCGCCUUACGGCGUGCCUCCGGCGAUGCCGCCAGUGGCAUCUGCUGCAGAUCCCUACGCGGGCUAUUACGGCAUGCAAAUGCCUGGGUACGACGCGUAUGCUGCUCAGUACUAUGCGUCCUUGGCUGCGCACAGCCAGCACUAUCCCCAUUACAUGAUGCCCCCGCCCGCGUCGGAUCCCGCUGCUCACGCCAGCAUGUACGGCGGCUACUACUACCCACCCGCUCCACCACCCGCCCCUGCCAUGCCGCACCCAGUGAUCCCUCCUCCGCCUCCUCCGGUGGUUCCUGGCGUCGCCGCUCCUUACUACUAUCCCUACCCUUACUAUCCUCCUCCGAUGUAGUGCAGGAGCAUGCACUUGAACUCUUUUGAUACCCUUUUUUGUUUUUGUUUUGACUGGCAAUGAAUGUUUGUUUUUGAUUGAUGAUGACGACUUUGUGCGAUAAAGUAACCCUGUCGUGUUUUUUC
This is a messenger RNA of Capsaspora owczarzaki ATCC 30864, 6402 nucleotides long. RefSeq lists its product as hypothetical. The coding region runs from base 47 to 6277 and encodes 2076 amino acids. Gene Ontology annotation, cellular component: nucleus. NCBI's taxonomy places the organism in Eukaryota, Filasterea, Ministeriida, Capsasporidae. Gene Ontology annotation, molecular function: histone demethylase activity; DNA binding. The transcript is spliced from 8 exons. The record is from RefSeq and is a predicted model, not a curated record. Gene Ontology annotation, biological process: chromatin remodeling.